AUGCACAUCAUCAAGCCCAUCUGGCUCACCCACGGAGGCGAAAAGAAAGAUUUCGAGGUCUACAGCUGCCAUGUCUCCCCCGACGGCAAGCGCCUGGUCACCGCAGCCGGCGAUGGCUACGUGCGAAUCUGGUCCACCGAGGCCAUUUACAAUGCCGCGAAUGCGAAAUACGACAAGCCUAAGCAGCUGGCGUCGAUGAGCUACCACUCGGGCACCAUUCACACCGUGCGCUUCUCACCCGGCGGGAAAUUUCUGGCGUCAGGGGCAGAUGACAAGAUUGUCUGCGUGUAUACUCUGGACCCGAGUCCUCCAACCCAUGCCACAUUCGGUUCAAACGAGGCCCCUCCGGUCGAGAAUUGGCGCAUCUUCCGGAGAUUGAUCGGACACGAUAACGAUGUACAAGAUUUGGGCUGGUCAUACGACGGGACGAUCCUGGUGUCGGUGGGAUUGGAUUCAAAAGUGGUGGUGUGGUCAGGCUUUACCUUUGAAAAGUUGAAGACACUCUCGAAUCAUGCCAGCCAUGUCAAAGGCAUCACUUUUGAUCCUGCCAAUAAAUACUUUGCGACCGCAAGCGACGACCGAACGAUCCGGAUAUUUCGAUUCACCUCUCCCACGCAGAAUUACACGACUCACGAUGCAGUAAACAACUUUACCCUCGAGACGACCAUCAGCCAGCCUUUUGUCAAUUCCCCUUUGACAACAUACUUCCGCAGAUGCUCCUGGGCUCCCGACGGAAUGCAUAUCGCGGCGGCCAACGCGGUGAACGGUCCUGUCAGCGCGAUUGCCAUCAUCAACCGUGGUACGUGGGACGGCGACACCACCUUAAUUGGACACGAAGGUCCAGUGGAGGUGUGCGCGUUUUCUCCAAGACUCUACGGACCAGAGCCUCCUUCCAAGUAUGCCCACGAAGAUCAUCCUACGCCUCACACGACGGUAAUUGCAUGUGGAGGGGCAGAUAAGUGUCUGAGCAUUUGGACCACUAGUAGUCCUCGGCCCAUUGUCGUUCAGCAAGAUGUAGCUGGCAAGCCAAUCUCUGAUAUUUCUUGGAGCCCGGAUGGCCAAACCCUGUUCGCCACCGCAUUGGAUGGCACUAUUUUGACCGUAAUGUUUGAAGUGGGAGAGUUGGGCUACGCAAGACCCAUCGAAGAAAACGACAGAUCACUCUCCAAGUACGGCACAUCUAGGAAGGGAAUAGGAUUCCCGGAAAGCACUGAUGCGCUCUUGCUUGAAGAAAUGAGCAAGGCUGGCGAGAUCAAGGGCGUGGAAGGACGCAUGGGCGCCUUGAUGGGGGAUCUCCAUUCCUCACUACCAGCGACAGCAGAAAAGCCAUCUGUCACCACGAAUGGUACAAUUACAACCACCCAAAACCUCUCAAAUGGAACUGCGGAAAUCAAUGGGCAAGCCGCAGCAAAGGCACAAGACGACCAAAACCAGGCCAAACUCGAGAGACUCAAGAAUCGAGUCGAAAUCACUAAGGAUGGUAAGAAGAGAAUACGGCCUCUAUUGGUAUCUGGUGCCGGCGGGACGGAGUCUUCCCUGCCACAGACGAAGCUGGUCAGUGCCAGUGCGAAUGUUCAAGCGGUAGACGCCCCACAGACCGUGUUGGACCUUUCUAAACCGUUCGACGGGCUUCCCAAAGGUGGCCUGGCGGCAUUAUUGCUUGGGAAUAAACGAAAAUACGCACAGAUCGAGGGUGAAGAAGAGGGCACUGCCGAGAAACGAGUGGUGGCAGCAAGUCAGAAGGGAGCUACACCCAUUCUCGUUAACGGCGCGGAUGGACUUCUCCCAGCACAACACCAACCAGCUGCAAGCGGCCAACAGGUGACUCCAGAGUUCAUACGACCAGCUGUCAUCAACCAGGCGCUGAGCGUGAGUCAACUUCGACUUGCCGUCCCCAAAGUGCGCACCCAUGUCGUGCUGGGGAUUGAUGCCACAGGAAAACCAGGUGACAUGUCUGGCGACACGGCGAGCAAGUCCAGAGCCGAAUUCGUCUUCGAGGCCAAGAAUCCCUCGGGACAAUCACUGACACCCAGAGCGCAGGAUCGUGAACCGUGUCGGAUCACUUUGACGAGGAAAGAUCAGCCUCUGUGGCAGGAUUUCCUUCCUCGUCCAGUUCUUUUGGUCACAGGUACCAGAUCGUUUUGGGCGGCGGCGGAUGAGACAGGCUCUUUAUACCUGUGGACGCCACAUGGCCGGCGGCUGAAUAGUGCUCUGGUCAUGGAAGCUCAACCAGUGAUCCUGGCGUCCUACGAUUCUUGGCUGAUGUGCAUCACUGCGGUCGGUGUCUGCUAUGUUUGGAAUGUCAAAACCAUGUCAUCUCCACAUCCACCCGUGUCGCUGGCACCUGUACUUGACGCGGCGGUCCAUUCACUGGCUGCUCACCCGACAGGUGCGCCUGCGAUUACACAAGCUCGUUUGAAUUCCGAGGGUAGGAUUAUCGUUUCCCUGUCCAACGGUGACGGGUAUGCGUACUCGCCGCAGAUGUACUGUUGGCAACGGCUAUCCGAGGUUUGGUGGGCGGUGGGCAGUCAGUACUGGAACACGACCGACUCUUCCGUGGGCAACAUCCAGUCUUCGAAAGCAAAGACCGACUUCGAAAAAUCCGUGGACGUGUCUUCAGGUAUCGUGCCGUGGCUGGAGAGAAACACGACAUCGGAGACGUUGCUGCGAGGUCGAGCAUACUUCUUACAGCGACUCAUCAAGGUGUUGUUGUCACGAGAAGGCUUUGAAAGUUUCGAGUCCGGUGUGUCGAUUGCUCAUCUGGAAAACCGCAUCGCCGCAGCGCUCAUGCUGGGCGCAAAGGACGAAUUCCGGAUAUACCUACUCAUGUAUGCAAAACGAUUGGGCGCCGAAGGUUUGAGGUUAAAGGUCGAAGAACUACUGAGGACACUGAUCGGCGGCAUCGUGGAACCGUCAGGUCAAGACGGGGAGAGUGUCGCGGCGACCAUAAACGCUGUGGAAGGCCGCAACUGGCAGGAAGACUCCAAGACGAUUUGUGGAUGGUCUCGAGAAGAGCUGCUCAAAGAUGUUGUCCUACUUCUUGGAAAACAUCGAGAUUUGCAGAGAAUCACUGUACCUUAUGCAAAAAUGUUACAUAUCAUGGACGACAUGCCCGAGGAUCAAGAUCAAAUGGCUUUGUAA
Molecule: messenger RNA, 3141 nt
Organism: Fonsecaea pedrosoi CBS 271.37
Lineage: Eukaryota; Fungi; Ascomycota; Eurotiomycetes; Chaetothyriales; Herpotrichiellaceae
Exons: 5
Coding region: 1-3141 (1046 amino acids)
Biological process (GO): chromatin remodeling; DNA-templated transcription; regulation of DNA-templated transcription
Cellular component (GO): HIR complex; nucleus
Molecular function (GO): nucleosome binding; protein binding
Source: RefSeq, a predicted model, not a curated record